This is a messenger RNA of Bipolaris victoriae FI3, 876 nucleotides long. RefSeq lists its product as hypothetical. The record is from RefSeq and is a predicted model, not a curated record. Gene Ontology annotation, biological process: mitochondrial citrate transmembrane transport. The transcript has 4 exons. The annotation marks the transcript as partial. NCBI's taxonomy places the organism in Eukaryota, Fungi, Ascomycota, Dothideomycetes, Pleosporales, Pleosporaceae.
AACAAUGCCCCGCACUCAGUUGUCAUCAGCAUAAUAGCAGGUGGCCUGGCUGGCGCAUCAGAAACCUUUGUUACAUACCCAGCCGAGUUUGUCAAAACCCGCCGCCAACUCGAUCCUUCCUCAUCCGGCCGAAAGUCCGCAUCAUCCUUCACCAUCCUCAGAUCCACAUUCCAAGAUUCUGGCAUUAGAGGCGUAUAUACCGGAUGUCAAACUCUUGCUAUAAGCAACGCGCUCAAAAGCGGAGUUCGCUUCUUCUCCUUUGAGACCGUGAAAAGAAACUUGACUCCCUACUUCUCCUCUCCAACCAUGAGUGACGCGUCUGCGGUACGAAAUCCUUGGCUCAACCUCACCUCAGGGCUAUGCGCUGGAGCUACAGAGAGCAUCCUCGUUGUUACACCGGGUGAGGCGCUGAAGACAAGAGUCAUACACGAUGCUGCAUCAGGAGGCCAUUUGGGACGGCUUUCUAUGCCGCAGCUAGUCGCGCAUACAGUGCGACAAGACGGAGUGCUUUCCUUAUGGAGGGGUCUCACGCCAGUACUGUGUAAGCAGGGUACAAACAGCGCUGUGCGGUUCACGACGUUCGGCGCACUCAAAGAUAAGUUGGAAGAAGCGUUGCCAGAAAAGAUGGGUGGCGCGACAACGACUAUAAUCGCAGGAGCUGGCAGUGGCAUCAUGACAGUAUAUGCAUCGAUGCCGUUCGAUAACAUCAAAACUAGAAUGCAGAGUAUUGGAAGCCACAGAGGUAGUAUGAUUUCGGUUGCAACGAACAUGUUGAUAAAGGAAGGCUUGUUUGUAUUUUGGAAAGCAACCACGCCGCGGCUGGUGAGACUCACGCUAUCAAGUAGUAUCACGUUCAUGGUGUAUGAUUACACUCUG